Molecule: messenger RNA, 1022 nt
Organism: Daucus carota subsp. sativus
Lineage: Eukaryota; Viridiplantae; Streptophyta; Magnoliopsida; Apiales; Apiaceae
Product: TATA-box-binding protein
Exons: 9
Coding region: 154-756 (200 amino acids)
Biological process (GO): DNA-templated transcription initiation
Molecular function (GO): RNA polymerase II general transcription initiation factor activity; DNA binding
Source: RefSeq, a predicted model, not a curated record
AAUCUCGCUUCGCUCCUAUAUAUUCACCCUUUUUCAAAAUUCUCAUAACCUAUAAAAAGGUUUUCAAAACACAGGGGACUAAUUCAAUCUAAUUGACUAGCAGUAAUUGUUAAGAAGAGUAGGGUUUCAAUUGAUUUAGAUAGAUAUAAUAAGAUGGCGGAACAAGUCUUGGAAGGGAACCAGCCCGUGGAUCUUUCCAAGCACCCUUCUGGAAUUGUUCCUACUCUUCAGAACAUAGUCUCGACGGUCAACUUGGAUUGCAAGUUGGACUUAAAAGCCAUUGCAUUGCAAGCAAGAAAUGCUGAAUACAACCCUAAGCGUUUUGCUGCUGUUAUUAUGCGAAUCAGGGAUCCGAAGACAACUGCCCUAAUAUUUGCUUCAGGAAAAAUGGUUUGUACUGGAGCUAAGAGCGAACAACAGUCAAAGCUGGCUGCAAGGAAGUAUGCACGAAUUAUUCAAAAGCUCGGGUUUCCUGCCAAAUUUAAGGACUUCAAGAUACAAAAUAUAGUUGGUUCAUGUGACGUGAAAUUCCCCAUCAGACUUGAAGGUCUUGCAUAUUCGCACGGUGCUUUUUCUAGUUAUGAACCAGAACUGUUCCCCGGUUUGAUUUAUCGUAUGAAGCAACCCAAGAUUGUCCUUCUCAUAUUUGUAUCAGGAAAAAUUGUGCUUACUGGAGCGAAGGUGAGAGAAGAGACGUACACAGCAUUUGAGAACAUAUACCCUGUUCUAACGGAGUUCAGGAAGAAUCAGCAGUGAUUUGGGCUUGAUGAAACAUCGAUGAUCGUGAAGAGCUUUCAACUGCAUUUACCAGGGUGACCUGAUGAACCAGCUAUAACAAUUACCUUGGCUGGAUUUAGGUUUUUUUUUUUUCUUUCUUACAUUUCUGUACAAUGGAUUUGAAAGUACUAAGAUGUAAAGGUUUUGUUGGUGGAUAUAAAAUUAAGACAGACAAGAUUUCAUGUCAAUACAUUUCAUAUGUAGGAGGAACCAAUAAUGGAUUCAUGAGUCCUUUUUCUGCUGUA